Trichobilharzia szidati is the source of this 4482-nucleotide messenger RNA. Lineage: Eukaryota; Metazoa; Platyhelminthes; Trematoda; Strigeidida; Schistosomatidae. The record is from the annotation of a GenBank genome assembly.
AUUAAAGAAGAAAGAAAUGAUCUGGAAGCUCUUUGUGAAAUGAAUGAUGAAUUGCAAGAGAAUAGUCGUCAAACAAAACUUGAACUACUUGAAGAAAUUGAACGAGCCAACAGUCAAAUUAAUCAACUUGUACGUCACUUAGAUGCGACACGUGAAACAAUUGCAGACUAUGAACAAACUCUUGGUAAAUUUAGAGAUUUAGUCUCUGAUUUACAAACACAAAAUACUGAUCUACGUAGGUCAUUAGCGGAUGAAAAACGCCUACAGGAAGAGCAACAGCAACAAAAUGCCUAUCGUACAGUUGCAACAGAUCUUGUCGGUUCUACAGCUGCAUUUAUGGGGGGUAAAUUCGGAUUAGGCUCUCAAGUACAAACUCUUGCUAAAGUAAUUGAAGCUGAAUUAAGACGCCUUGAAGCAGAACAAACUGCAAAUCAUGUGACGCGGUUAUCUGCUUUCUUACCUGACUCAUUUCUCCGAAGUGGUGGUGAUAAUGAGGCAUUACUUACACUUUUGUUAAUCGACCGACUAGCUGGGAAAUGCGAUCUGCUGGCUAAUCAUCUUGUUGAACGUUAUCCAUUGCCUCCUUGUGUUCCGGGUCAAGCACCACUACAGAUGUCUCAAGGUGAAACCAGUACUACUACUGCUGAUAAUCCAACUGAAGUUGUUUGUGGAAUUUGUAUUCCUGGUACUGAUAAUCCACUGACUAAAACACAAUCAGAAUUCUAUAGUUUUAUAACUAGACUAAUUCAUCUACUCCGGUCAAUGGCUUCUUUGUUAGGCCAGUGUAAACAAGUCCUUUCAGGUUGUAGUGUUGAACUGUAUUUGGACUUCGGUUCUUUAUAUAAUGAAAUGAUUGCACAUGAACAUUGUAUUGAUCGAUUAAUUGAACAAACAAAGAAUGAUCAGUUGGAUGAGACAAUUUCAUUGGGACCAUUAUUUUCGUCAUACAAUUACUUUAUUCAAUUAUAUACAGUUCAUUUGAAAACAGAACCGCUAUUUAAUUGUAACAAUAAAUUACUGGAUUUCACGCGAACAAUUCUAUCAGCUGUUGAUGCCUUAUCUGUUGACUCAACUGCUUUGAUGAUAUUGACCGGUCAGAAUGUUGAUUGUUUAUCACAAGUGGCUAAAACAGCUGCCACUUGUGUAUCUGGACCAUUGAGUAUGGGUAAUAUGGAUGAUGUUGGUUCGUUACUGUUAAGUAAUCCUACUGAAAGCGGUUUAAUUGGCCUCCUUAGUGAAUUAAUUCAUUUUGCUACAACUGUACGUGUUGUUACGCGUCGAAUAAAACGAAGAAUCCCGAAUAAGCCUACAGGUCAACCGUUAUCAUUUCACCAGGAUGUUUCACAGAAAUUAGAUUCAGCUAUACAAUUGUUAGGAUCAGUUGUUGGUGCUAUGUAUCAAACAACUCGUUUAGCUGGCCAGUUAACAGUUCGACAAGUUGAAGAUACAGCCAAUUUAGACCCCGGUGUUGUUUUCACUCAUUGUUUAUCAGAAGCUUGUAAAGAAUACUUAACACCAGAUGCAUUCAAUACUCGUUCCAGUGUCAUUGCACCAGAUAUAGCAAUUCGUAAUAAUUUAACUCAAGUUGCUCGUAUUAUCAGUCAAGUGGCAUUAGCAAUGGAGAAUGGAGAAUAUGACUUUGAUGGAACAAAACAAACCGCUCCUCAAGAACCAGUCUCCGCUCGUGCUGUUGCCUAUAAACGUGCUCAAGCUGAACUAGAAGGAUGUCGUUCUAAAUUAGAAUCUAAAGCUGAAGAAGUACGAGAAUUACAAAAAGCACUUAAAGCACGCGCUGAAGAACUCAGUGAAAUGUCUGUACGUGUUGGUUUAGCAGAGAAGAAAUUAGAAACAUCUGGUAAAGGUUAUGAAGAGAAAAUAGCUCGUUUAGAACAACGCUUAGAACAAUCAGAAGCUCAAUUAAAACGAAGCGAAAAGAAAUUUGAACAAACCCUUGAUGCACUUCGAGCGGAUAUCGAAGCUUUAGAGCAUGAGAAAGCAGAACUUGAAGAGAAAUUGGAGACUUUAAGUAAAAAUGCCGUAUUCGAAGGAAUCAAUAAAACUCCAUUGGUCACUGAUCAAACUCCAUCUAAGGGUCAGACUGCUACACCUGAAACUCCUUCAGUUGGUAAACAAACUUCUGUUGAGGGUGCAUCACCUUCACCUGGUCCUGCACGUCUAGCUGCCUACAGAGAUGCUUCAUUCAUGUCAAUGGAGAUUAAAGGCCUUCGCGAAGCUGUCCGACGUUUGUCUUCUGAGGUAUCUAAGCUACGUGGUGAAAAAAUGUUUAAUCAAAUGAAAAGUCUUGGAACUUUGCAAAAACCAAUACGUCGUCAAUAUCUCAAAGCUGUUGAUAAUACCGCGAAUAAUGAAUCUAAACCCUCAUCCACUACAGAAGAAAAGAAGAAGAAGUAGAAAAAGAACAAAAGCCUAUGAUAUCACAGGUGUUACGUGAUGUUGAUGCAUUUCGAAAAGAAAUGUUUUCUUUUAUAGCUAAUCUUCAAAUAGUUCGAUUGCCUAAGCCAUCGAAACCAAUUGAAGAGCCUCCUUCAGGUGCUGGUGAUGGAUCCACACAACAACAGGAACAAGAACAACAGUCGGCUAAAGCCAUCGUGCCUACGCCUACAAUGCAAUUCAAUAGACAGACAGCACAAUUAGCGAAGUUGAAAAAUGAUUUAGAAAAGUUACAACAGCGUGCAGUUGAAGCUAUCAAGACAGAAAUUCCAGGUGCAUCAAUCCAAGCCGAUUUCACAUCCUUCCCAUCCGUAAAAUUAAAACGUCUAUUUAAUGGUGAAAAUAAUGAAAAUCUUCCGCUACGUUCUCGUUUAAUAUUCCCUGGUGGAAAUGAUUGUAAAAUGAAUCCAACAAAAGUUCGCAUGACUAGAGAAGAUCAACAGAUUCUACAUUCACAUUUACUUAAAUAAAUGCCUGUUGUUUUAUCAUUUGUUGUUGUUGUUUAUUUUUUUGCGGGGGGUUAAAGUUUACUUACCAGUCAAUCCUGAAGAUAUUUUUUACUUCCUACUUAUCAUUAAUACUUUUAUUUACAAUGACUAUUAUACGCGCAUACAUACUUCUAUACAUAAUAUAUUACGGUCAACCGUGGACCCAGCUGAAGACGACAUCAGAAAACAGAAUAAAGUGGAGAUGUGUUUUUGAAGCCCUAUGUUCCACUCGGAACGCAAGGGAAUAAUAAUAAUAAUAAUAAUGUGAUGAUUGCUAGCAUAUCUAUCUAUCCCAUUAGUGAGUGUAGUAGUCAAAGCCUAUCGAAAAUUUUUGCAAGUGAUAAUUUAAUUUAGAAGAAUAUUGAUAGCGGGAUUAUUUGCGACAAACUACUAGGUUUAAUGAAAAUCAUGAUUACAGGCUACUUGCACAAAUGUAAUAACACAACGAUUCUAAUUCUAUGUAAGGAACACACAUCCGUCAUAUUGAAACGGUAGGAGAGGAAAGACUUGGUAUCUCUAUAUGGCCGAAUUAUGUACACCUGAUCUUCAACGCACCAUUUGUACAGAUCUUCCGUGUUGUACCACUUCGUGCAACGUGCAUUUUUUGACAGCUCGAGAAUUAAACAUUAGUCUAGAUCCUUCACCAAAAAAGAAAAAUAAGGGUUGUAUGGAUCUAAAUUAUAAGUAAAAAAGGCUUUUGCUCCUUCUGUCUACAAGCCUGUUCAGCUUUUUGUCAAGAUGCUACACCAUAGACCCUACAGAAACUCCUGAGACAUCCCACAGGUCAGCUUGUCCUACGAAUUCUAAUCUUCCGGAUCUUAGAAUUCACUUCCCACUGGAAUAUCACUUAUCUGCCUCACAAUAACCUUUUUAUUUCCGCACCAUUAUACUCUACUUUAUCUUAACUAACUAGGCCAUUAUUAAAGCUAAAAGUUUCUCUUUGUUCAUAUUUGUUGCUUGCUUAAAGUCUGGUUGCUUUGAUUAAAAACACUACAACACCAAUGUUUGAACAAAGCUAUAUUUCCAUAGAAAACAUCAUAGUUUCCAUGCUUAGACCAAUAUGGUUUGCAUUAAACAUUGCAAAUGUGUACUAUCAUUCCAAGGAGUCUCCAGCUCCUUCUUGUAUAUAUCUUGUGAAUUUACUACCAAUGAUGUAUCAUUCAUGAUUGCAUUUUUAUACCAUUGGCAGUUUCCCACAACGUUCUCCUCUUCCUGAAAUAGCUUUUAAUCACGUGGCAGCAUAGCACUUACCCAAAUAUAUGCUGUUCACUGGUUGACCAUAACUAUCAGUGGGGAACGGAAUGAAGUUUGGGUUGUUGCUCAACUUUGAUGGUGACCUUAGUAAACGGUUUACAAUUUAACAUUUAUAAGAACCUGUUCUGAUUGCUUGUACAAUAAUCGAACAAUUUGAACUUUUGAUAAAGUAUCAGGGUUGUAAUUUAUAACAUAACUGAUGGUGCCUGUAAAAAUGGCAUGCAUUUCUCGUAAACUUAUCCGUUUAUACGAAAUAUAGAUUGUAAUUAUUAUCUCAACCCACCUUUUU